UGUUACCAUCUUCCUGAAUGUGAUGAUUCCACCUGGGCUGCGAUUCCUAACACCUUCUGUAAUGGAACGCGUCAGUCUCCCAUCAACAUCAGCUCCGGCGUGGACGAGGAUCCCGGUCUAGUGCCUUUCAACUUAACCGGCUUUGACAACCGAACUGUCAUGUCAAAAAUCAUCAACACAGGCAAAACGGUGAAGGUUAUGUUUAAACCUAAGAGUUUGGGUUUGAGUGGAGGCUCUCUCUCCGCGGACUACUUGCCCCUGCAGUUCCAUCUGCACUGGGGCAACCUCAGCUCUGUCCCUGGCUCUGAGCAUGCUGUGGAUGGACAGCGCUACCCCAUGGAGAUGCACAUUCUCAGUGUUAAAAGUAUCUACAGCAGCAAUUUUUCGCAAGCUACAAAGGACAGCGAAGGGCUGGCUGUCCUUGGCUUCUUCAUUGAGGUGGAUGAUGACACAGUGGAUCAGCCAGAGAGCUGGAGGAAGCUGACAUCUUAUCUCUCCAAAAUCACUGAAAAGGGCCAGUCUGUGAGGAAUAUCAGUGGUAUCUCCCUGGAUGACCUGAUCGGUGGAGUGGACACCACGUCCUACUACAGAUACCUGGGCUCCGUCACGGUCCCUGCUUGCCAUGAGAUCGUUGUUUGGACCGUCUUUAAGGAACCCAUCAAAGUCAGCAAGAAUCUGAUCGAUCAGUUCAGCACAACUGUGCGGGUUGGCAACAACUGUUCAGAGUUCAUCACCAACAACUACCGCACCCUGCAGCCCCUCAAUGGCAGAUGAGAUUGGCUAUAUCUUUCUUCUCUGUGGCUAAUAUGCCCAACAAACUUAUGGUGCUGUACCAAGCUGCUGCAGUCCACCGUUGCCUCCUCAGGACUGUAGUGGGUGAUAUGCACAGUAAAAAACCCUCAGUGUUAAUUCAACACUUAGCAUGGGCACCAAAUACAGUCUAGAAAGCUCUAAAUGAACGAAGUGUUGAAUUAGCUCUGCGUUUUUUACCAUGUGGGGUGUCAAAAUGUCUGUGAAAAUCUCAUUCGUCUAGGUCAUGUUAUUUAAAAGUGUAGUUGUAAGAAACUAUUUGUACUGUAUAUGGGGUGUUAUAGGUGCAGUUACACAGGUGUUGACACAAUUUAAAAAACUUGGUUAAAAAUCAUUCCCAUUUUUAUUUUGACAUGGAUUUAAAUAACAUUGUAUUAUUACAUCAUGUUCAUAAUCAAUGUGUUAAUCAGUGUUUUGUUUGUAACAUAGGCUGUGACACAGACUGCAUUUUUGUCACUUUGUAUCAUUUUCUAUAAAAAGCAAUGCCCAAUGGUGUCUUCAUCUGUGUACAUAAUGUUAUCUGCCCCAAAUAAAAUUAAAUGUCAUUUCAUAUACAGCAUAAGGGGCAGAACA
This is a messenger RNA of Engraulis encrasicolus (European anchovy), 1383 nucleotides long. RefSeq names its product carbonic anhydrase 6-like. Gene Ontology annotation, biological process: one-carbon metabolic process. Gene Ontology annotation, cellular component: plasma membrane. Bases 160 to 774 code for a protein of 204 amino acids. The transcript has 7 exons. The record is from RefSeq and is a predicted model, not a curated record. Lineage: Eukaryota; Metazoa; Chordata; Actinopteri; Clupeiformes; Engraulidae. Gene Ontology annotation, molecular function: zinc ion binding; carbonate dehydratase activity.